AUGUCUGUUCUUAUCUGGAACAUUAGAGGUGCGGGGAACCCGAAAUCCCUUCUAUAUCUUUUAAAGAUAAUUACACAACGUAAACCACAAAUAGUUGCUAUUUUGGAGCCUAAACAACAAGUUAAUAAAAUUACAAAAAUUGCACAACAGACUGGUUACAAGAAUUAUACUCAUGGAAACCCUCUCAAUCCUUAUAUAUGGGUGUUUUGGAGAGACGAGGUGAAUUGGCAGACGUUGGAGAUUCAUCCUCAAUGCCUUACUGCGGAAGUGGUGAUUCCAAAUAUUUUUUCUGGGAAGAUGACCUUCGUAUACGCUAAAUGCAAUCGGCAGGAACGAUUACCUUUGUGGGAUUACCUAUCUCAUCACAGUAGCACUUGUCAUGAGCCUUGGGUGAUUGGUGGAGACUUUAACGUUAUCAAAACUCUAGAUGAAAAGCAGGGAGGAUCGAACGCACAUAUGCCGGGGAUGCAAGAUUUUAAUGACUUUUUAGUUGAUGCUCGCUUAACAGAUGCAGGUUUCGUGGGUAAUAUCUUCACUUGGAGUAAUAAUCAACGGGGUCAAAAUCGCAUUUGGCAAAGAUUAGAUCGAAUUUUGUUGAACGCAGAGGCUUUCACUGCCAUUUCGGCCAGAGUGGAUCAUCUCCCGAGGCUGGAAUCUGACCACUGCCCAUUACUUCUCAAUUUUGGCCAGCUGCAAACUAAGCCAUCUCGUUUCUACUUUCAAAAAAUGUGGACGGAGCACCACAAUUACCAAGAUUUUGUUGCCACUUUUUGGCAACAGAUUAUUCCUGGCGGUCGUGCUAAUUUUGAGAGUAAGUUGGCCAACCUUCGCAAGGCUCUUAGAAAGUGGAAUUGGGAGGUUUUUGGGAAACUCGAGGAUAAUAUUUCUUCCAUGCAAAGUAAUAUAGCGGAUAUGGAAGCCCGUCUUUCCCAUGCAUGGGAAGAUGAUUUGUUCACAGAAUGCCAAAAAACAAAAACGGACCUCGUUCAACAGUUAGAAUGGGAGAAUGCACUUUUGGCUACCAAAGCUCGAGUUAAAUGGCUGGAGGAAGGAGAUCGAAACACCAAAUAUUUCCACGCUCGGAUCAAAGAGAGAAAGAAAAGGAAUCAGAUUACCCUCAAGCUCGACGACGGUUCCUUCACGUCAGACUGUCAACUUAUAGGGGCGAAAGCAUUGGCCUAUUUUGAUGAUCUUUUUCACGCUACUCCUUACCAUCUUGAUCAAGAUCUGUUCUCACAUGUAGAAGCUAAGGUUACUACAACAAUGAAUACUAAACUUUGUGAAAUCCCAGACGAAGAUGAAGUUUACAAGGCUAUUAAAGAUUUGUCACCGGAUAGUGCUCCCGGGCAAGAUGGUUUCACAGGUUACUUUUAUGUUCGAUGUUGGAGUAUAAUCAAGGAAGAUUUUAUGCUGCUAGUUAGUGGCUAUUUUCAAGGGGACUAUCUCUCGAAAUGCAUGUCCACUACUCUUCUCUUUCUUCUGCCGAAGGUUUCUAAUCCGGAAAACCUUACUCAAUUUCGUCCAAUCAGCUUGGGAAACUUUGCUAACAAGGUUAUUUCCAGAAUUAUUGCUUCGCGAUUAAACGCAGUCCUACCUCAGAUAAUUUCGGAAGAACAAUCAGGGUUCUUGAAAGACAGGAGCAUCCAUGAAUCGAUUGCUAUAGCGCAAGAAUUGGUUUCGGAUAUCGACCGAAAAGUUGAAGGUGGAAAUAUUAUAUUUAAAUUUGACAUGUCUAAGGCCUACGAUAGAUUGGAAUGGAGGUUUUUGCUUAAAGCCUUGCACGCCCUGGGAUUUUCACACCCAGUUCAACAUCGGCUGGCAGGAUGGCAAUCGAAGUUACUAUCGUUUGGUGGUAGAAUUACAUUGGUACGUUCGGUUCUUUUUAGCCUGCCCACCCACACUCUUUCAUCAGCCGUGGUUCCCAAGCAAACCAUAGUCAGAAUGGAGAGGCUUUUUCGUAAAUUUUUAUGGGGUAAAUAUGAAGGAUCUGGGAUUAAUUGGAUCAAUUGGACGACUAUAUGUCAGCCGAAAGAUGAAGGUGGCCUUGGUUUUCGCUCAUUGCUAGACACUAAGAAGAUUAUGGCGGGUAAGUUGGCAUGGCGGGUCCUCGAAGGUAAAACGCUUUGGGCUCGGUUCGCCAGAGCAAAAUACGGGUAUGACUUUCAAAGCCAAAUUCCAGCUCAUGCUUCUUUACUGUGGCGAGAAUUAUUCCCUCAUCUACAACUCUUGGAGAAUUAUAGUAGAUGGAUCGUGGGAAAAGGGGAUAUCGAUUUUUGGAGAGAUCGUUGGAUCGACAAUGAAGGUCUUGAUGAAACUCAAUCUAUCUCUUUCAGGGAGGCUAAGGAACAGCCGCAACAAUUUACUCCUCAACUGCAGCCGGAACAACAAACGAUCUUCGAUCUUAUUGAACUGGAUGAGAGGGUUGAGGAUAGAUUAAUCUUCACAAAAUCGAUUUCUGGGAAUUUUAAUGUGGCUGACUAUUGGGAGUUGAUCCGUUCCAAAGCUUCUCCGAAUCCUUUGGCGAAAAAAAUUUGGCAUCCUAAAAUUCCAUAUAACAUAGGUGCAUUUUUCUGGAAACUGUCAUAUGGAGCGAUCCCGGUGGACUUGGCUCUUCGAAGGCGGGGCUGCAUGACUCCAUCCAAAUGUUGGUGUUGUGCUGCUCCUAAGCAAGAAAGUCUUUCUCAUUUAUUCAUUCAGUCGGAUAUUGCUCGUGGUGUUUGGAGUAAUUACGCACGGAUUUGGCAGAAACCUUAUGUUUAUGGAUCUAUGAAGCAUCUAGUUCAAGUUUGGAUGGUUGAUGCUAGUAUUAAUACUCAAGACGGUUUUAUGGAGCUUGGUACUCUCAUGUUCGGUUGUUGGGAGAUUUGGAAAAGUCGGUGCAGGGCAAUCUUCGAGGAUACUCCGAUGAAUACGACCACUAUUACUCGAAGUAUAUUCUCACAUCUUCGAGCUUUGAACGACGCUUUCUUGGGAAAACGCCCAAUGAAACUGAUGGGUCGCCUCAUAAUCCAACAAUUAAAUUUGGAGGUUAAGCCACCUCCAUUGACUAGGGGCAGCUGGAUAAAGUGGAACCCUCCGAAUCCACUUCAAGUCAAGGUCAACGUGGACGGCUCAAGAAAAGGGGAUGAAUGUUCCGGUGGUGGGUUAAUUCGGACUCAUGAUGGAUCUUUUAUUCGAGGCUUUUCUAAUUUUUACGGUCAAGGUAAUCACAUUCUUGCAGAAGCGCAGACAAUUCUCGAUGGGUUGCGAAUUUGUCAUGAGAUGGGUUUUACACAGGUUAAAGUGGAGUCAGAUUCCAAAUUAGUUAUCGAUAUGAUUUAUCAUAAAGCCAUAGUUGCAUGGGAGUUAAUUUACGUCAUCAGAUGCAUUAGAAGACUUCUCAAGGACGAUUGGCACGUGAUGCAUAUUUAUCGAGAGGGUAAUCGGGUGGCAGAUGGGUUAGCUAAGUUGGCUCAUGAGCACAAAGAGAGGAAGCUAUUUAAAGUUGUAAACGAACUUCCUCGCUGUAUUAGACCUUUAUUACUUCACGAUAGGAUUGGAAUUCCUCAGUUUCGUAGAUUUUCAAGAAGCAAAUGA
Molecule: messenger RNA, 3576 nt
Organism: Erythranthe guttata (spotted monkey flower)
Lineage: Eukaryota; Viridiplantae; Streptophyta; Magnoliopsida; Lamiales; Phrymaceae
Source: RefSeq, a predicted model, not a curated record